GUGGUGGGGAGGAUGUCGGGAGGGGGAGUAGAGGGAGUUUGGGCCGGGAGGGGCUGGGCAGACGGCCGAGUCGGGCGAGUAGGCGGAGGAGGAGGAAGAGCUUGGAUUUGGGGGAUGGGAGGGCGCCCGCGUUUAAGCGCUUGGUGGUCGCUUGUGAUGGUGAGUUCAUGUCUAGUGGAGAUGGUGUUGGGGCAGAGGUUCGUUCGUUGGUGCUGGCACGGGCACUCGCUCUACGGACGGGGUUGUUGUCGUGAUCCUACCCUAUCUAUGGCAGUGAUGGACGAGGCCUUCCUCACUGGCAUUUCUUACCAUGGGUUUUGAAGAUGCGAACAGUGCUGACGCGAACAGGCACUUGGCUCAACGCGGAUAACGGCAUGAACAACGGCGAGCUGGCUAUUCCGAGUAACGUCACGCGCAUCUCGCGGGCCAUCAGACCUAUGAGCAAGGACGGUAUACCUCAAGUUGUCUAUUACCAGUUUGGCGUGGGCUCGAGGGGCAACGUCUUGGAUAAAAUCGUUGGUGGCACAACCGGCAGCGGCAUAGAAGAAAACGUCCGAGAAGCCUACGCCUUCCUCAGCAAUAACUACUCCCCCGGCGACGAGAUCAUCCUUAUCGGCUUCUCGCGCGGUGCCUUCACUGCGCGCAGCGUCGCCGGCCUGAUUUGCGAAAUCGGCAUGCUGACGAAAAAGGGCUUGCCUGCAUUCGUGCCUAUCUUCGAGGACGUCCAGCACAGACGAGACCACAAAUACAAGGACAAGAACCCGACGAUCCCCUUCUCCAACAAGCCCAACGCGUGUGAUCCGCGCUACCGCGAAGAGCUAGAACGGCGAGGCCUGACUGAUCUAGACGUCACGGUCAAAGCCAUCGGCGUGUGGGACACGGUCGGCUCAUUGGGCGCGCCACGCAUAGGCUGGCUGACGCGGGUGGGGAUCCAGCCGACGCAAUCCCACGAGAUGAAGUUCUACGACACCAAGCUCUCCAAUAGCAUCGAGCACGCCUUCCAAGCGCUCGCGCUCGACGAAAAGCGCGCCGCCUUCGCGCCCGCCGUGUGGGAAAAACCACGAGGCAACACGACGGUGCUGCGACAGGUAUGGUUUCCAGGCGUGCACAGCAACAUCGGCGGCGGCUACGACGACCAACAACUCGCCAACAUCACCCUCGCCUGGAUGGCCGCCCAGCUCUCCCCCUUCCUCGACUUCCGCACCAAAUACCUCCUCGCCCAAGACGACGCCGCAGCCCGCUACUACGUGAAGCGCCACGAGACGCCGCGUCCUUGGGCGUUCGGCACCAUCCCAAACUCCGCCAUGGGCUUGUACGCCCUCGCGGGCACGACUGCCCGUUGCCCCGGCACGUACCACGCCGUAGAUCCGCACACCGGGCGCGUGACCCCCCGUCCCCUGCGCGACACUUGCGAGUACGUGCACCCGAGCGUGCGGGCGCGGCUGCGGCUCGGCGGGCCGGGCGAGGCGGACAAGGGAAAGUAUAGCGCUGGGCCGCUGACGCGGGCGUGGCGGCUUGUGGUCGGGGAGAGUGAGGGCGAGGACGGCGCGCCGAGCGUCGUGUGGCGGCCCGUGAGGGGGAGGGAGGUCGAAAGCGGGGCGCCCAAGGUCCUGCCUGAGAGCCCGUUGUGGCGGCUUGAGCGCGAGUUGUGUGCGAGGGAUCCUGAGACUUUCGAUUAUGUUGUUGCGCCGCCGAGGACGAGGGGGAGGGACAAGGCGCAUGCGAGGAGAAGGAGGAGUAGGAGUAGGGCUGGUGGGGAGGGGAGGGACAGGAGUGAGUGGAGGAGGAGUGUGGGAUGAGUGAACUACGGCGAAUGUGUAAGAGUACGGUACUUGCGUA
Molecule: messenger RNA, 1839 nt
Organism: Aplosporella prunicola CBS 121167
Lineage: Eukaryota; Fungi; Ascomycota; Dothideomycetes; Botryosphaeriales; Aplosporellaceae
Exons: 2
Coding region: 324-1799 (491 amino acids)
Source: RefSeq, a predicted model, not a curated record